AUGCCAGAUAUUCACGAAGAAACCUGCUCAACAGCUGCUAGAAAAAGGAUAGUGAUUGUGAUUUAUCCGUCCAUAACGAUCCAUGGAGCUGUUGAUUUUGAAUAUUCGUUGACCGUGGACUCGGUGGUUCGAGUUAAGUUUCGUCAGAAGAUGUUUUUUCUUGUCGUGGUUUUGUUUUUCGGUGGUCGUGAAGAUCGUGAAGUGUUGGCUAAUAAUGGUUUACGUAUGGUGGAGCAUAUCGGAAUCUCAGUUUCUGAAUAA
Arabidopsis thaliana (thale cress) is the source of this 261-nucleotide messenger RNA. RefSeq lists its product as uncharacterized. Lineage: Eukaryota; Viridiplantae; Streptophyta; Magnoliopsida; Brassicales; Brassicaceae. Bases 1 to 261 code for a protein of 86 amino acids. The transcript is spliced from 2 exons. The record is from RefSeq and is marked reviewed.